Cariama cristata (Red-legged seriema) is the source of this 3191-nucleotide messenger RNA. Its product is annotated as T-lymphoma invasion and metastasis-inducing protein 2-like. Gene Ontology annotation, cellular component: membrane; synapse. The annotation marks the transcript as partial. Gene Ontology annotation, biological process: positive regulation of axonogenesis; small GTPase-mediated signal transduction; activation of GTPase activity. Gene Ontology annotation, molecular function: guanyl-nucleotide exchange factor activity; protein binding. Lineage: Eukaryota; Metazoa; Chordata; Aves; Cariamiformes; Cariamidae. The transcript is spliced from 12 exons. The record is from RefSeq and is a predicted model, not a curated record.
GAAGGCUGCGUGCUACUCCAUCCUGGUUUUGGCAAGUGUAGCGGCUGGCCAAGAAGACAAUGCAGAGUGUGCUAACUGCUAACCGUGCCUGUCUUUAAGAGUGAUCCUACAGUGGAAAAUGGGGAAUUCAGAAAGCCAAUACAGUCUUCAGGGAUCAAAAAAUCAUACUGCUGCUAUAGCUGGUGCCAAGCAGAAGCCUUGCUCUCUGAAAAUUCGCAGCAUUCAUGCUAAAGAUGAAAAAUCUUGCUCUGUGCAUGGAUGGGGACAUACCAGUGGUGGCCCAAACUACAAAUCAAGGUCCCUUGCCAGAAGCUGCCUUUCGCACUUCAAGAGUAGUCAGCCUUAUUCAUCUAGACUCGGUGACACUGUGGUGAAGGUCUCUAAAAGCAAUGCCCAUGCCAAACACAGGACAAACGUCUCAGGGGACUACUGCCAAGGAAAUAAUGCAGUGUUUUUGCCCGAGAAUGGUUUCCACUAUGCUGGCCUUCAAGCUGGAAGUAAUCAUGCUGCCUCUCGAGAAUGCAAUGGACACAUCUUAAAUUGCUACGGAAAGAAUGAGGGUCUUGCAUCAACCUCCCCAUCAGAGGACAGAAGGAGUCCGAAAGUUCUCAUUAAAACGCUGGGGAAGCUGGAUGGUUGCUUGAGGGUCGAGUUCCACAACAGCAGCAACAGCAAGGUACCAACCGAGGAGUCCACUGGACCUGUCCAGUUGCUGAGAUAUUCGCCUGCCUUGGAAUCUAAGCCAAAUAAGCUGCUCGACGUCAGGAGGAACUCCAGCGCAGACUGUUCUUCAAGCCAUCAUCUGUCACCUACUGAUUCAAGGCUUCGAUCUAGUAAAGGAAGCUCCCUCAGCUCCGAGUCUUCAUGGUAUGACUCUCUGUGGGGAAAUGCUGGGGAUAUCAAUGAGUUGGAUGGUCCAUAUUUAACCAGGAGCACUCCAGAUACAAGCAUUCAUGCCAGUUUCCCAGCAAGCGACAACAAGAAGUCCUUCAACCAAAGUUCAUCUCUUUCCUCACUUCGAGAUCUCUAUAAGGAUACAAAUUUGGAAAGCACUCCUCCACCUGGGAUCAGGCUGUCUGAUGAGUAUAUCGACACUCAUGGUAGCUUGAGCAACCGUGUCUCAUUUGCCUCAGACAUUGAUGUUCCCUCCAGGGUAGAGCAGGGAAGUCCUGCACAUUACUCCUCCUACACACUCCCAUGCAGAAAGUCCAAGCCCCUCAGCGAGGAUGCAUCCAAGAAGGAUACAUUAAAAAACCGAAUGCGACGCAUCAGUGACUGGACGGGAAGUCUCUCGAGGAAGAAAAGGAAGCUGCAGGAGCCAAAGUGUAAAGAUGGGAACGAAUACUUUAACAGCAGAAUGGACAACUUCACCGCAGACACGCUGGCGCUGUCGCAGCUCUCUGCUUCACUGUGGUCACCCGGCUCCAGCCACGUCCUGUCCCAGAGAAGCGAGUCCACCAACGCGGUCAGCAGUGAUGCCCUGAGGCAGAACAUUUACGAAAACUUCAUGCGAGAGCUGGAGAUGAGCAGGACAAACCUGGAGAACACCGAGACCUCGUCGGAAACGGAGGACUCCAGUGGCGAGUCCCUCAGCUCCUUGGAGCAGCUGGAUUUGUUGUAUGAGAAAGAGCAAGGAGUGGUGCGCAAGGCAGGGUGGCUGUUCUUCAAACCCCUAGUGACCCUGCAGAAGGAGAAGAAGCUGGAGCUGGUCACACGGCGGAAGUGGAAGCAGUAUUGGGUCACACUGAAAGGUUGUACUCUGCUGUUUUACGAGACCUAUGGAAGGAACUCGAUGGAGCAGAGCAGUUUGCCUCGAUACGCCCUGUUUGCAGAAGACAGUAUAGUUCAGUCUGUUCCAGAACAUCCAAAGAAAGAAAAUGUGUUCUGUCUCAGCAAUUCUUUUGGAGAUGUCUACCUAUUUCAGGCAACAAGCCAGACGGAUCUGGAAAACUGGGUUACUGCCAUACAUUCAGCCUGUGCUUCCCUCUUUGCGAAGAAGCUUGGGAAAGAGGACACCGUUAGGCUGCUGAAAAAUCAAACCAAGAGUCUCUUCCAGAAGAUUGACAUGGAUGGCAAGAUGAAAAAGAUGGCAGAAUUGCAGCUCUCAGUUGUCAGCGAUCCAAAAAACAGGAAGGCCAUAGAGAAUCAGAUCCAGCAAUGGGAACAGAACCUGGAAAAAUUUAAUAUGGACCUUUUCCGAAUGCGAUGUUACCUAGCCAGUUUGCAAGGUGGGGAGCUCCCAAACCCAAAGGGCCUUUUGGCUGUUGCCAGUCGUCCUUCAAAACUGGCACUGGGGCGGCUCGGCAUUUUCUCUGUCUCAUCUUUCCAUGCACUGAUCUGCUCCAGGGAUGAAGCUGCUCUCAGGAAACGUACCCUAUCUCUGUCACAAAGGGUCCGAAAUAAGAAGGGUUUAUUUUCUUCACUAAAAGGACUGGACACAUUGGCGAGAAAAGGAAAAGAAAAGCGACCUUCCAUAACUCAGCAAGUCGAUGACUUUUUGAAUGUCUACUGCUCAGUGGCAGAGAGCAUCCAGAAGGAGAGUGCUUGGGAAACACAGACAUACGUUCACUUCUGUGACGGCCAAGGCGUGGCACUGACCCUCAAGCCAGAGCACAGGGUGGAAGAUGUUUUAUCUUUGGCGUGCAAGAUGAGACAACUGGAGCCAAGACACUAUGGCCUUCAACUGAGAAGACUCGUUGAUGAAAAUACUGAGUAUUGUACUCCUGAACCAUACGAAUACAUAGUAGACCAGGAAAGUGUGUAUGAUGAAAUAGAAAUUUGUCCAUUAAAUGUUUAUCACGUUCAUCUUACAAAGACUGAAAACAUAAGUGAUUUUGGCUUUGCCGUCACAGCACAAGUUGAUGAAAAUCAGCAUCUCACACAUAUAUUUGUAAGUGAUGUUCUCCCUGAUGGACUGGCAUACAAGGAAGGGCUCCGAGUAGGCAAUGAAAUCCUGAGCAUAAAUGGAGAGGCUGUGCCUGAUCUUGACCUCAAGCAGAUGGAGUUAGUGUUUUCGGAGAGAAGCUUGAUGCUCAGUCUGAGAAUGAACCAUUAUGGGACCCAGCAACCCUUUUGUGCAUCCUGGUCAGAUGGCGACAUUUCCAGGGACUCAAAAAGUUUGUUGCCCCCUCCAAACCAGUCACAGCUCCUGGAAGAGUUUCUAGAUAACUUCAAAAAGAACACAGCAAAUG